AAAAAAAAAAAGCAGCAGCCUCUGUAGAAAAUUUUUGCUCUAUCUGCUCGCUUGCUACAGGGAGCACGGAGGAGGUCCACGGGCUGCACACACAAAAAAAAAACCGCUCCAAAAUGUGACAGAUCUACGCUUUUUGCAGGCUGGGUUCAUGGCGGAGUGGAAACUGGCGCAAGAGGAGUUAUUGCGGGACUCCUUGGAGCCUCUGGCCGCUGCAAGAUCAAAAUGCUCAUAGUGGAGAAGACCACCGACUUUCCCUCUGCUGAGUUCUCUCUGGUGGAGGAUGUGGCCCUUCACUUCACCUGCUUGAUGGAUCGGCUGAAUGAGCAACGCCUCUUCCAGCCCGACCUGUGCGACGUGGACAUCGUGCUGGUGCGCCACCACAGCACCUUCCCGGCCCACAAGGGCGUUCUGGCCGCCUACAGCCCCUUCUUCCACUCGCUGUUCGCCCGAAGCAAGCAGCUACGGCGCGUGGACCUCUCGCUGGACGCACUGACGUCUCAGGGCCUGCAGCAGGUUCUCAACUUCAUCUACACCUCCAAGCUUUUGGUGAGCAGCCGGACGGUCGGCGACGUGCUCAACGCCGCCACCUUGCUGCAGAUGAGCGACAUCGCCGCCUCCUGCCGCCAACUCAUCGGCAGCCGCUCGCUGCCGGGCGCCGACAUGGACGACCAGGACGAAUACGGUACUGCGUUCGGGCAGCUUUAUCGGGACAUCAAACAAGAACGCGGUGGCGACGAGGAGUCCAAGAUAUCGGAUCCUCACGCAACCUUCAACAAAGAUCAAAUCAUCGUGGAAGUCAAUCUCAACAACCAGACGCUCAAUGUUUCCAAGGGCACUGAAGGCGACAACGAGGCCAAAGUGUUCUGCGAUUGCAACGGGAGGGACUCUGAGGAUGACCUGAAGAAUGAAACAGACAAGUUAGGGCAGACGACUGAAGAAGAUGAGGAUGAACAGGACGUUGACGUUCCAGCCGCGGAAGCUGAGUCAGGUGGUUCCCGCAGGGAGCUGGCCCUGGCAGUGACAUUGGCUCACCGGCAUGACGCAGAGAGCGCCGGCCCCAAGGCGAAACUGGAGGAGAGGCAGCAGUUCUCUUGUAAGAAGUGUCCACGUGUCUUCAACAAUCGCUGGUACUUGGAGAAACACACCAGCGCCACGCACAGCCGCGCACACGCCUGCGUCAGCUGCGGCAAGAGGUUCCUACUAGAAAGCGAGAUGCUGCUGCAUCAACAGACCGACUGCGAGAAGAGUAUCCAGUGCGUGGCUUGCGGGAAGGCCUUCAAGAAACUGUGGUCGUUGCACGAGCAUAACAAGGUGGUCCACGGUUACGCCGAGAAGAAGUUCUCCUGCGAGAUCUGCGAUAAGAAGUUCUACACCAUGGCGCACGUCCGCAAGCACAUGGUCGCUCAUACGAAGGACAUGCCGUUCACCUGCGAGACGUGCGGGAAGUCCUUCAAGCGCAGCAUGUCCCUGAAGGUGCACUCGUUGCAGCAUUCUGGAGAGAAGCCCUUCAAGUGUGAGAACUGCAGCGACCGCUUCCAGUAUAAAUACCAGCUGCGCUCGCAUAUGAGCAUCCACAUCGGACAUAAGCAGUUCAUGUGCCAGUGGUGUGGGAAGGACUUUAACAUGAAGCAGUACUUUGAUGAACACAUGAAAACACACACUGGAGAGAAGCCGUACAUUUGCGAGAUUUGCGGGAAGAGCUUCACCAGCCGGCCCAAUAUGAAGCGCCACCGCCGCACGCACACGGGCGAGAAGCCUUACCCGUGCGAGGUAUGCGGCCAGCGUUUCCGAUUCUCCAACAUGCUCAAGGCGCACCGGGAGAAGUGCUUCCGGGUCAGCCAGCCGCUUGAGCAGCCGCCGACCGGCGCCGCGCAGCCUCCCUUGGUUCGUCCCAAGGGGGCGCUAUCUCCUCCCACGCAUCUACCCCCUCUUCCACCAUCUGCCCUCUUCUCUGGCGGUAGGAUGAACGUCUGAAGUAUUGAAAGGUCACUUUUUGAUUUUUGUUUGGGAGCUUUUUGCACUUCACUAACACUGCCACUUGGCAAAACUAAAGUAGUCCAAGUUCUUUCAUACAACUACAUUUGGAAAGCUGGUUUCAUUCGGGGACCAGCGAUUCUUCUUUUCCCGGAGCCUUGCACAAAACGCAGCGAUUGUAGCAAGAAAAGUUGGAUUAUUCAAACUCCGCCCACAUGUAGCGGCAGCAAGUGGUUUUCUGGUGCAACGCAGCAAUAAUAAUUAAAAGCUGACGUGUGUUGGAGAAUAUAUACUAUUCACAUUUGGGAUAUUGGACUUCUGUGUGGAUUUUCAGUAGGAACCUAAAAUACAGUAAAUUUGCAAAUCGUUUUUUUACACAUUUGCCACAGAAAGUCCAAUAUCUCAAAAUGUUUUGGGAGAAUUGUGUGCGUGUGUCUACACACAUUAACCAAAUGAAAUCGCUUACAUCACAUCAUAGCGUUUGUAAUCUGCCUCACGCUUUACAUUUAAUGAUGUAACGGAAUUGUUCUCUUCUAACUUUUUCCAUUUUUAGAACUGUCCAUGCGUGCAAGCACGCAAUUUAUGGUGGUAAAGGAAGUAUACUUGCUAGAUUUUGUUGAUGGAUGAAAGCAGGGCGGGCAAAGUUGACCCACAUACGGCCAGGUCCAUAUUUUAAUCCUGUUCAUCAAGCAUUGACAUUAUUAUUAGUCCGGUUUUUGCUGGCAAUUAUGAUGUAUUUUUUAAUAUAAUUUCUGUUUUGAUUUAUUACAAAUGAUCAAAUAGGAACAAUACACUAUUAGAUUUUUUUUUUUUUCUUUCGUGAUUUGCUGCUUUUGUACUCAAGGGUCCACUGCGAUAUCGUUCCUCCAAAUCAAAGUUGACAGCUACUGAAUCCGUCCUAAUUAUACCUGCAUAUGUAGGACAAAAUAUUGAUAUGAUGAUGUUGUAUCAUCUCUUAAAAUACAUUAGCAAUAUAACUCACUUUAUUUUUAGGUAUUUUUUUUUUAAACUGAUUCUUUUUUUUAAGUGACAUAAAAUAAGGUCCGACCCCUUUUGGUGUUAUACGUAUGAUGUGUGAAAUUUAGAGAUGAAUGAAUGAUAAUAGCAAGCACUUUAUUGUCCAAUUUGGUGAAUUUUGUUUGAUUUGGACAUGGUUAGAAAUGUGUAUAUUCCUCCCUAGAGAAUAUAUACAAAAUGAUCUUUUUUUUUUUUAAAUGAAGACCAGAAAGAAUCUAAAUGAUUAAUAUGUUUUAUGCUGUCAUACCAUAUUUCCUUUAAUUGUGGCCUUCACUCAAAUUGAUGCAUCAUCUCAGUUAAUUGCCCUUUUCAACCCCAGCGAAGAUUAUUUCUCUGUGGAAUCCCUUUUUUAACAUACAGUACUUGGUAAAAACAAAAUUUAAGACUUUUGUAAUCAUAAUAUUUCUAAGAAUAUUUUAUAUUAUAAUCAAGCAUAAAAAAAUGUUGUGCAAUACUUGGUACUUUGUGUGGCCAUUACAGAAGGAAAUACGGUAAAUGAAAAUGAGUUAUUUCUGUUGGUUUAAUUUUCUUUUUUGUUUUUUCAAUAUACCAAAUUUAGUUUAAUCAUCAUAAAAUGUCUUGAUUGUAUUACAUGACAUAGAGACUUUAAUGUAUAUACGGCUGCUUUUAAAGCAAGUGUAACCUGUCCUGACAUCAUGUACAGUCCAGUAUAUACGACCAUAUCUAUUUUUUUUAGGUGUCAGAUGUUAAUGUGAUGUUAUCACGCUAAGUGGCAGUAAAAAAGGAGAAGGAACUUUUUUUUGCACAGCCUUGUGGAGGACUCAAACUGGAUUCCUGACAGGUAUGCUUUUAUGUCUUUCGAUUAAGCACCAUUCUCCUUCAGCCAAAAAGUUUAAGAGGGACUUGCCCUUGUUCUUAAAUGAAGGCUGUCUCAAAGGAGAUUUUCUACCAGCCCUUGCUUAUUUUGCACACGAGGGCUUACUGAGCACUUUAAAUAAUCUUUAUAUUCAUGUUAACUUUCCCAAAGCUUAAAGGAGACAUAUUAUGGUUUGAUUUUAUUUUUACCAUAGAAUUUUUAUAAAAGUCUCUAAUUUUCCAUUGUCAAAUGCCCAAAGGCUAAAGAGGAUUUAACGUGGACCAAAGGCAUUGCAACCAGGCCAGCUGCUAUUUUUCCUAAAAAAAAUAAAAAAGUCCAGAAAACAAGCCUUCCAAAAUAAAAAAUAAAAAAGGGGGAUUGGCUUUUCAUUUGUGGAGGCAGCACUUAAUCAGCAAGCCACUGAAUGACUGUACAGGGAUGCUAGCUUUAUGAUGGAGUUCCGUCCCUGCAAAACUAAAGUCGCAAUGUUCCACUUGAUGUAUUGGCCGGCGCUUUUUCAUGUUACGUCUCCUUUAAGCACACAUUGAGUAUAUCCCUCGACCACCAUGUGCACUGUUAUUUGCUGACUUUCUAUCUUGUAGCGCAAGGGGUGGGGAACCUACAGCCCACAAUGCAAAUAUGACAAAAAAAAAUCCAUCUGUAUCAAAAACCUCCAAAGGUAAUUCACUUGGACUUAAUGGCUCCCCACCUCUGCUGUACACACUAGAGUAUGUCAUAGGGUGUACAGAGACCUAAUAUAAAAAAAAAAAAUACUAAAAGAGAAGAACAGUGUCUAGAGGUGCUAAUAACAAUAGACUGUAUAUUCUGUACGUUUAUGGUAUUAUUGACUCGCGUGUGUGUGUACUGUUUGUAAAACAAAAGCCAGGCGGCGUCACACCAUUUCAACAUUAAAGUGUAUCAAGAUAUUAUUGAAAAUUGAA
This is a messenger RNA of Syngnathus typhle (broad-nosed pipefish), 4749 nucleotides long. It is a transcript of the gene zbtb47b, whose product is annotated as zinc finger and BTB domain containing 47b. Lineage: Eukaryota; Metazoa; Chordata; Actinopteri; Syngnathiformes; Syngnathidae. Gene Ontology annotation, cellular component: nucleus. The record is from RefSeq and is a predicted model, not a curated record. Gene Ontology annotation, biological process: regulation of transcription by RNA polymerase II. Gene Ontology annotation, molecular function: RNA polymerase II cis-regulatory region sequence-specific DNA binding; DNA-binding transcription factor activity, RNA polymerase II-specific; protein binding. The transcript has 6 exons. Bases 223 to 1974 code for a protein of 583 amino acids.